AUGUCUAAAUCCGAGCAAGCCGCCUCCAAAGCUGGAGAGCGUGACGAAAACAGCAACCCCAAGACUGAAGAGCCGAAACAGAAGGAGGAGCAGGUGAAGGAAGACAAGCCCAAGGGACCACCGGUUUCUAAGGGAAGUAUCAACGAGGCCAAGGCGCUGUAUUCGAAGAAGGAUCAGGAUGGAAAGGACCAAUGGGUGACGGAAGAGCCCGUUGACGUUGUCGAGGCCGCCGAGAACGAAGAGACUGCCAAAUUUGCCUUUUUGGUCCGCAAACAGAAAAGUUACGACAGCCGCAAGAAAUACGACAUCCACUCGAUCAUUGUCCAAAGUCCUUGGCUCAAGAAGUCAUUGGGUGUCAUCCUCGAAGAUUAUCCCGGUAUCACGACCAAUCUCGACCGACUUGUCUUUCGCGCCCCAUUUCACCCAUUCGUGCAUCGAUGGGAUAAGCUCACGUCGCUCCUCGAGGAGGACAACUUUGAGGAGGAUAUCGCCCGGGAUCACCUCAAGCUUUUCCGUGACACUCUGUUCGAGGAACUCGAGAACGCCAUCGCUGCCAAAAUCGACCUGGUCAAGAACGAGGUCGUCACCUUUGAAUACCUUUGGACAAUUUUUGAGCCUCAAACACUAGUGUACAGCAUGUCGGAUGGUAAGGAGUGUGUCUUCAAGCUCAACUCCUCGAGCAGAGUGACGGACUCGAGGCGCGGACUCGAACUUUUGCAACUGGAGGUCUGGUCCGUCGACUGGGACGGCGACAAGUUCGGACAGCACGUCACCUACCUGUCAAAUUACGAGUUCCCCGGCACCACACCCAUCACCUCCCUUCAAGCAUACCCGCUGAAAUUCCAUCCCGAAAAAGAGCAGCUGAUGCAUCGACUUGUGGCGCGAGGAAAGCUCUUUGAGCGCCUCGCGGGAUACCAUUACAAAGCAUAUCGAGGAGUUGCUCUUGGAUAUGGCCGUUGUGGGAUGAUCCGACACAAUGUCGAAUCUCGAAUCAUCAUCGACUGCGAUGCGCACAACCGGUUUCUGCCCAACAACGCCGUGUACUUCAACUCGCUGUUCAAGUCCACCAACCAGAUUAACGGUCUAUUGUCAGACGAGUCUGAGGAACAAUCAGAACAAUUCGAUUUCGACGGCUUCUUGGACAACGAGUCAGACUACCUUGCCACGCCGGACUCGGGUGACGAGGCGUGCAGCCCCAAGCAUCGUCCGCUCACCAUGGAAGAACUGCUCCUCGCCGUGCCAUACGUGCGAGGUUAUGCGCUGAAAACCAAGAAAUGGCUCUGGUUCUAUGUCGAUCAGGUCGAGGAAAUCAAGUUUGCCGACAACGCUUUCGCAUCGCUAGUGCUGCCCAAGGAACAAAAGUCGUUGAUCCGCGCAUUCGUCGAGUCUCAAGUCAAGUACAAGGACGACUUUGACGAUGUCAUUACCGGCAAAGGCCGUGGCAUGAUCAUGCUUCUUGCUGGCCCUCCUGGGGUGGGAAAGACUUUGACGAGCGAGAGCGUUGCCGAAGACAUGCGGGUGCCUCUCUACAUGAUGUCCGCCGGAGAUCUGGGGCUGGAUCCCUCUGGGAUUGAAGAGUCGCUCAACCUGGUGCUUGACAUGGUCAGCAAGUGGAAUGCAGUGUUGCUGCUAGACGAAGCCGACGUUUUUCUCGAGGCAAGAAGCUCCAAUGACCUCGAGAGGAACAAGAUGGUGUCAAUCUUCCUCCGUGUGCUGGAAUACUAUGAGGGCGUGUUGUUCUUGACGACCAACCGGAUCACGAACAUUGACGAAGCAUUCCACAGCCGCAUUCAUGUGACGGUCAACUACCCCAGCCUGUCAGUCGAGUCUCGCCGUCACAUCUGGCAGACCUUUUUGGGGGCGGAUCACCCGGUGAGCGGAAAAGACCUGGAGCGCCUCGCCCGGGUGGAGCUGAACGGGCGACAAAUCAAGAACAUUUUGAAGACGUCGCAAAUGUUGGCACGAAGCGAGGGCACCACCAGCAACAGCAGCAACCAGGAACCCACCAAGGGUGCGCAACGUGGACCAAAGGUGGAGUUGCGCCACAUCGAGACGAUCCUGGCCAUUGAGCAGCGAGGCACGUCAUGGCAGCAGUAA
Molecule: messenger RNA, 2097 nt
Organism: Fonsecaea pedrosoi CBS 271.37
Lineage: Eukaryota; Fungi; Ascomycota; Eurotiomycetes; Chaetothyriales; Herpotrichiellaceae
Exons: 6
Coding region: 1-2097 (698 amino acids)
Molecular function (GO): ATP binding; ATP hydrolysis activity
Source: RefSeq, a predicted model, not a curated record